Galeopterus variegatus (Sunda flying lemur) is the source of this 3555-nucleotide messenger RNA. It is a transcript of the gene MTA3, whose product is annotated as metastasis associated 1 family, member 3. The transcript has 20 exons. Gene Ontology annotation, molecular function: histone deacetylase binding; transcription corepressor activity; chromatin binding. Gene Ontology annotation, biological process: negative regulation of transcription by RNA polymerase II. The record is from RefSeq and is a predicted model, not a curated record. Gene Ontology annotation, cellular component: nucleoplasm; NuRD complex. The coding region runs from base 934 to 2550 and encodes 538 amino acids. Lineage: Eukaryota; Metazoa; Chordata; Mammalia; Dermoptera; Cynocephalidae.
UGCAGAGCUUUUUCCAGAAACUAUCCGAACCCAGCUGGGUUUCUGGGACCGACCCAAAGGAUUUCUCAGAGAAGGCACCCCAGCCACUGCUUUUCCUGCAGACUUUGCUCUUCCUCUCCCCGCACGGGGCGACCCACGUACCGCGUGCUCCGAAGGCGGCCACACAUCCCAGGCCCCAGCCUCGGUGCCGCCUGCCGGCCCGCGGAGGGAAGCGGCCCCGGCCCCCGCUUUCUGGGGCCCUGGUCCUGAGGAGGCGCCUACGUGUAGUGUGCACGGACCCUCUCGUGACGGUUACCGUAGAGUGGGGUGAAAGUCUGGGGAGAAUCGCCUUGGCACUGGCAAAAGCAUGAUUUCUCGUUGCCUUCGUCUGCAUCCUCCUUUCAUAAGGUCUUCAUUUCCCCCCCGAACCCCUGAUCCGGCUGCAGCACCGGUCCUCGGAGCGUGAAGAGCCCCUUGAAGCUCCGCAGAGCGUCCUGCCCCGCACUCUUGCCCAGGGAGUGGGUUCCACUUGGCAGGGAUCAUUUUAAACUGCUACCAGCAAUUCACACGACAUCCGAUAGCGGCAGCCCAGCCCACCAGAGGCGACACAGCAGCCUUGUUGGAGCCUGUGCAGACAAGAUUAUGGAAGGAAAAGGAGGAGCAGGUCGGACACCCAAGAGAGGUUGAUGGGUGGGGCUGAAAAUUCCGAUGAUCCUCUAAUCACUCGGUCUUUCUGGUCAUGUUGUCAUGAGAGAAGGAACCUUCUUGUGAAUACAACCAAAUGGCUGAGCUAGCUCCCCUUGGAGGGCAUAAAAUUAUGUCUACUUUGAGAAUUCGUCCAGCAACCCAUAUCUAAUCAGAAGGAUAGAAGAACUCAAUAAGACUGCAAGUGGAAACGUGGAAGCAAAAGUAGUGUGCUUUUAUAGACGACGAGAUAUUUCCAACACGCUUAUAAUGCUUGCGGACAAGCAUGCUAAAGAAGUUGAGGAAGAAUCUGAAACAACAGUCGAGACUGACUUGACUGAUAAACAGAAACAUCAAUUGAAACAUAGGGAACUCUUCUUGUCACGCCAGUAUGAAUCUCUGCCUGCAACCCAUAUCAGGGGAAAAUGCAGUGUUGCACUUCUGAAUGAAACAGAAUCAGUAUUGUCAUAUCUUGAUAAAGAGGAUACCUUUUUCUACUCAUUGGUCUAUGACCCCUCAGUGAAAACGCUAUUAGCUGACAAAGGUGAAAUCAGAGUAGGACCCAGAUAUCAAGCAGACAUUCCAGAAAUGCUUGUAGAAGGAGAAUCAGAUGAGAGGGAACAGUCAAAAUUGGAAGUUAAAGUUUGGGAUCCAAAUAGCCCACUGACGGAUCGACAGAUUGACCAGUUUUUAGUUGUAGCACGAGCUGUUGGGACAUUUGCUCGAGCCCUCGAUUGCAGCAGUUCUGUGAGGCAGCCUAGUUUGCACAUGAGUGCUGCUGCAGCUUCCCGGGACAUUACCUUGUUUCAUGCUAUGGAUACCUUGUAUAGACAUGGCUAUGAUUUGAGCAGUGCAAUUAGUGUCUUAGUACCACUUGGAGGACCUGUCUUAUGCAGAGAUGAAAUGGAAGAAUGGUCAGCCUCUGAAGCUAGCUUAUUUGAAGAGGCACUGGAAAAAUAUGGCAAAGACUUCAAUGACAUACGUCAAGACUUUCUCCCUUGGAAGUCAUUGACUAGCAUCAUUGAGUAUUAUUACAUGUGGAAAACUACUGACAGAUAUGUGCAACAGAAACGUCUAAAAGCAGCAGAAGCCGAGAGUAAACUGAAACAAGUAUAUAUUCCGACUUACAGCAAACCAAAUCCCAACCAAAUAUCCACCAGCAAUGGCAAGCCUGGCGCUGUGAAUGGAGCUGUGGGGACCACGUUUCAGCCUCAGAAUCCCCUCUUAGGGCGAGCCUGUGAGAGCUGCUAUGCUACACAGUCUCACCAGUGGUAUUCUUGGGGCCCACCUAAUAUGCAGUGUAGAUUAUGUGCAACUUGUUGGCUCUAUUGGAAAAAAUAUGGAGGCCUGAAAAUGCCCACCCAGUCAGAAGAAGAGAAGUUAUCUCCCAGCCCAACUACAGAGGACCCCCGUGUUAGAAGUCACGUGUCCCGCCAGGCCAUGCAGGGGAUGCCAGUCCGAAACACUGGGAGUCCAAAGUCUGCAGUGAAGACCCGCCAAGCUUUCUUCCUUCAUACUACAUAUUUCACAAAAUUUGCUCGUCAGGUCUGCAAAAAUACUCUCCGGCUGCGGAAGGCAGCAAGACGGCCGUUUGUUGCUAUUAAUUAUGCUGCCAUUAGGGCAGAAUAUGCAGACAGACAUGCUGAACUCUCUGGAAGUCCACUGAAAAGCAAAAGCACUAGGAAACCUUUGGCAUGUAUCAUUGGAUAUUUAGAAAUCCAUCCUGCGAAGAAACCUAAUGUAAUUCGAUCUACACCAAGUCUGCAAACCCCAACUACCAAGCGGAUGCUUACUACCCCAAAUCACACAUCUCUGAGCAUUCUGGGGAAAAGAAACUACAGUCAUCACAAUGGCCUGGAUGAACUCACGUGCUGUGUGUCAGACUGAGCUAUCCCUGUUUCAUCCUACAAUCCAAGACUUGCUCCACUGUCCUGCUGAUGUUCACAGCUGUGCCUGGGAAGGAGGCCGCCCCAUCCCCUGUACAUUUCAGUGGGAGGCCCCUGUGUGCGCCCCAUGGAGACUUGAUGGGGUAGGGGAAGAAACUGCAGGAGUGCAUGUUCCAGAAGCUGCGUCCCCAUGUGUGGAUCACUGGCACCUUGCUUUCCUCUGUGACUUUGUUGUCCCACAGCGGGACCCGCCUGAGCACUGAGGGGAUGAGGAAGCCACUCGCCCCCUUCCUUCUGCAGCGCCCCACGCCACAGGAACAGUGGCUCCUUGGGGCCCGAGGGCUGCUUGAGCUCAGAGCUGCUGCUGCCCUGCAUGCUCAGCUCUAUUUUAUGCUGUGUAAUUAUGUACGGGAGGGACAUGGCAUCUUUCUGAAUGGAUUUUUCUUAAGAAAUGUGCCUGUGUUUAUGCAGUUCAUGGUAUUCCCUAUCCUUCCUCUUACCAUCACUUGGCUCUUUCUCAAUAGGCUUCAACUUUUUUUUUUAAAUUCAAAUGUGUUUAUAGGGAUGAUUUCCCACUCAUCCUGAUUAGGGGUGCUUCUUGUGCUGCGUCCUCCUGAAGUAGCAUCCUUCCAUAAGCCUUGCUUUUCCUCCUGUAGGCUGACAGAUGACAGCGGAACAGCCAACAUGCAAAGCCACUGUGUGUGCACAGAUCAGGACCACGUGAUUCUAGGGUAUCCCAGCAGUCCACGUCUAUGAGGAAGGAACGGGGCUCUGCACCAGGCGCUGCCUCUUGUGUUUCCUGUCCUCCUCUUCUGGAGGGCGAUGGAGGACAUCCUUUGCCGGAGGCAUUUCUUGUGGGGAGGUUGUCACCACAGGAAAGCUUUUUUUUUAAUGGGGAAAUUUUGCUCUUUACCUCCUGCAUCCUGACCCCUGCCCGGCCCCCCUUCUAAGGUACAGAAUUGACUGAGGUUCUGAUGAAAGAUAAGAUAGCCUUGAUCUUUGGUAA